UUAGAAUGACUGUAUUGUAUAUGUACAAUUUAUGAAAGUACUACACAAAUCAACUGUGUAUUUAUAAUGCGGUGUGAUAUAUAGAUUUUAAGGAUACUAAAUAAGUAAUUUUUAACAUAUUUAAAUGUUUUAUUUAAAAAUAUAUUAAAAUGUUUAAUACUGUGAAGAAUUCUAUUAAAUAUGAAAUUAAAAAAUAUGGACAACGGAAAUAUAUACGACACUCAUUAGAUAUAAUUAAAAAUAAUUUAAAUCGACAAAAAACUAAAGAAUCAUUAAGUAUUUUUUAUCGAUCAUGUGGCCAACCAACAAUAACCACACAUCCUCAUUUAAUAAAAGAAGGAGAAGUAGUACCUGGUAUUCAACUUUGUGAAUUCAAAAAGCGACGAAAUAAAUUGAUAGAGAAUAUUAUUUCACAUGCUUAUAUCACAAAUCUAACCAAAUCACAUAUUGUGAUUAUUCCUUCUUCGUCUAAAGUAUACAUGUCUGGCAAAAUUCCAUAUAUUUUUCGACAAAAUACAGAUUUUCUAUAUUUUACUGGUUGUCAAGAACCUAAUAGUAUUUUGAUAAUUACAAUAAAAAAUGAAAAUUUUGUAACUACUUUAUUUUUAACACAACAAGAUGAACAUUCUGAACUAUGGGAUGGACCUACAACUAAAGUUGAAAUAGCACCUGAAAUGUUUGGUGUAGAUACAGCACUUCCAAUAAUAGAGUUAGAACAAUUUUUUAUUUCUUUUAUGACUGAAAAUAAAAAUAGUAUUAUUUGGUAUGAUACUAUUGAUAUAAUACAAACAAAUUUACACAAAAAAUUAAAUGAAUUAGUGAAAAUAACAAAUUGUCAAACUCUUUCUCCAACAAAUAUUAUGCAUAAAAUCAGAUUAAUUAAAUCACAAUCUGAAAUAGAUUUAAUGAAAAAAAGUUGUAAGAUUAUUUCAGCAGCAAUGUCUAAAACUAUAAAAAUAUCAAAACCCAAAAUGAGUGAACAUCAUCUAUUUGCAACUGUGGAUUAUGAAUGUCGAAUGAAUGGAGCAGAAUUUUUAGCAUAUCCACCAGUUGUUGCUGGGGGAAAAAAUGCUAAUAUUAUUCAUUAUAUUACUAACAAUCAAAUAAUUCAAGAUGGAGACAUGGUUUUAAUGGACGCAGGUUGUGAAUAUCAUGGUUAUUCAUCUGAUGUAACCAGAACAUGGCCAAUUAAUGGAACAUUUACUCAAGAACAAAAAAUUUUAUAUGAAAUAGUAUUAGAUAUUCAAAAUAUUUUAAUUCAUAAAUUAAAAGAAUUACCUUCAUUAGAUCAAUUAUAUCAUGAUAUGUGCUCUUUAUUAGGCAAAAGAUUACAAGAAUGUGGAUUAAUACCAAAACAUUUAAAUAAAAAAGAAUUAUUUUCUACAGUUUAUUCUUAUUGUCCACAUCAUGUGAGUCAUUAUUUGGGAAUGGAUGUGCAUGAUACAGGAAAAAUUUCUAGGAAUUUAAAACUUCAGCCAGGAAUAAUAAUCACAAUAGAACCUGGUAUAUAUGUUAAUCCUAAAAAUCAAUUUGCUCCACCAGAAUUUGUUGGUUUAGCUGUUCGUAUUGAAGAUGAUAUUUUAAUAACAGAAAAUGGUCCAAUAAUUCUAACAGAAGAUUGUCCAAAAGAAAUUUUCAAAAUAGAAGCUUUAGCGAGUCAAUAGUUAUAAUAAUGACUGUAUAUAAUUUUCAAAUACAAUAAAUAUAAGAAUUGUACAUAAGAAUUAAUAACAUUGAAAGUUAUAUAUCUGUAAUCAAUAAAGAAUAACUAAGAGGAGUAAUAAUAUAAUGUACACAAAAAAUA
Apis laboriosa (Himalayan honeybee) is the source of this 1804-nucleotide messenger RNA. RefSeq names its product xaa-Pro aminopeptidase 3-like. Gene Ontology annotation, molecular function: manganese ion binding; metalloaminopeptidase activity. Gene Ontology annotation, cellular component: mitochondrion. The transcript is spliced from 5 exons. The coding region runs from base 150 to 1664 and encodes 504 amino acids. The record is from RefSeq and is a predicted model, not a curated record. Lineage: Eukaryota; Metazoa; Arthropoda; Insecta; Hymenoptera; Apidae.